AUGAGAAAAAAAAAGGAGCAGAUUGAAUUUGACAAUAGUACUCGAAACGUGAUAAGCUCCAAGAAUGAGUUUUCAAAUGAACGAAUAAUUCAUUUCGUAGGAGCGCCGAUGGAAAAUGUUUUUUCUAUGCAAAAAAAUCAUUUGAGAAUUAGGCGAUGUGAGAAAGUGGAAAUUUCCCUCACAAAUCUCAAUGAAAGCAGUUUGAGAAGAUUAAGUGUUGAAACACUUGAAUUCUUCAUCUAUUUAUUAAUCAACAAUAAUGAGAUCAGUUUUACGGACAUACUCAACAAAUUUACUAGAACAACGAAUGAUAUAUGA
Molecule: messenger RNA, 318 nt
Organism: Clunio marinus
Lineage: Eukaryota; Metazoa; Arthropoda; Insecta; Diptera; Chironomidae
Source: the annotation of a GenBank genome assembly